AUGCUGGCUAGGCUGCAGGUCGCUGCUUUGCACUAUAAUGAAAAUGCAAAUAGGGCACAUGCUGCAACGUCUGUUGGGGAGCUGAGGUAUUCUGUAGUGUACCCAAAAUACAAGCGCGGAGACUACACAGUGAGAGCCAUGAAAACCAACCCUACUUCAUACUACAUUGACAAGCUUAUGGAUCUGCUUUUUGAAAGCGUGGUGGAGGAUGCCCGUCCUUAUCAGGAAUACUCUGACAAAGCACAGGUCCAGGUUUGUCAAGAGAACGUAAGUUGGUAA
Knipowitschia caucasica is the source of this 279-nucleotide messenger RNA. The record is from the annotation of a GenBank genome assembly. Lineage: Eukaryota; Metazoa; Chordata; Actinopteri; Gobiiformes; Gobiidae.